GUCAACUUCCGCUUAGGUGAGUCAAGCCGACAACUCAGACAAGUCACAAGAAUUCUGAAACCGGGGCAUAGGCACAUAGAAACACUCCAAACAAAAUGUGGUCAUGGAUAGGGAAAGACGAACGGCGAAAGAAAGAGCCGGAGGUAUUCGCCACCGUGGUCGACGGGUUGAAGAAGUUAUACAAAACGAAACUUCUGCCCCUGGAAGAACAGUACAAAUUUCAUGAUUUCCACUCCCCUCAGCUUGAUGACCCAGAUUUUGAAGCAAACCCUAUGAUCCUUCUAGUCGGGCAGUACUCUACAGGUAAAACCACGUUCAUCAAGUAUCUCCUUGAGCAGGAAUUUCCCGGAAUGCGCAUUGGUCCCGAACCCACGACCGAUCGAUUUAUCGUUGUGAUGCACGGCGCCCACGAAGGUGUGACGCCAGGCAAUGCCCUAGUGGUCGACCCAAAGAAGCAAUUUCGACCUCUGACAAAAUUCGGGAAUGCAUUCCUAAACCGGCUUCAGUGUUCCACCGUCAAAAACUCUGUACUUGAGAGCAUCUCAAUAGUGGACACCCCAGGUAUUUUGUCAGGGGAGAAACAGCGCGUGGACAGGGGGUAUGAUUUUGCAGGUGUUUUAGAAUGGUUUGCUGAGAGAGUGGACCGUAUCAUCCUUCUUUUUGACGCUCACAAACUUGACAUUUCCGAUGAGUUUCGGCGGGCCAUAUCUCACUUAAAAGGAUAUGAGGAUAAAGUCCGCAUUGUGCUGAACAAGGCCGACCAUGUCAAUGCUCAGCAGUUGAUGCGUGUUUAUGGAGCUCUGAUGUGGUCGCUGGGAAAAGUGAUCAACACUCCAGAAGUGGCCAGGGUGUAUAUUGGUUCAUACUGGGACCAGCCUCUGCAGUACGACACCAACAGGAAGCUGUUUGACCUAGAAGAACAAGAUCUCUUUAAGGAUCUGCAGAGCCUCCCUCGAAAUGCAGCGCUUAGAAAGUUGAAUGACCUGAUAAAGCGGGCACGUUUGGCAAAGGUGCACUCUUACAUCAUAAGUGAACUCAGAAAACAGAUGCCAUCCAUGUUUGGCAAGGACAGCAAAAAGAAGGAGCUUAUAAAGAACCUUGACCAGAUCUACAAUGGCAUUCAGCGCGAAUACCAAAUCUCGCCCGGCGACUUCCCGGAUAUCAAUCGCAUGCGAGAGCAACUAGAGCACCAUGACUUCACCAAAUUCCACUCCUUCAAGCCGAAGCUGGUUGAAAAUGUGGACCUCAUGCUGGCCAAUGACAUAGCGCGUCUCAUGCAGAUGAUACCCCAUGAAGAGGCCGAGAUGGCAGAGCAGCCCAGUGUACAAGGCGGAGCUUUCGAGGCAUACAAUGAGAGCCCCUUUGGAAUUGGCCGAGGGGAGGGAGCUGAUGCAGGACGAGGUGAAGAGGAAUGGAUCGUGAAUAAAGAACGACACGACUACGAUGACGUAUUCCAACGACUUGGACCCAUCAAUGGAAAAAUCACUGGAGCUGCAGCUAAGUCAGAGAUGGUUAAAUCGAAGCUACCCAACAAUGUUCUUGGAAAGAUCUGGAAGUUGGCAGAUGUGGACAAGGAUGGCAUGUUGGAUGAAGAUGAAUGGGCUCUGGCUCAACACUUGAUUUCUAUUAAAGUAGAUGGACAUGAUCUUCCCCCUGAGUUACCGUAUCAUUUAAUACCUCCAUCAAAAAGAUGAAAUACCUAAAUUGUUUAUAUAUUUUAAUGAAGAAUAUUGGUUUAUCUUUAGAAUUUCAUCAUUAUAUGUAACCCUUUCCAAAGUCAGAAAAAUGGUGAAAACUACCCUAAAUUGGAAUACGGUCAAUAAUCAAAAACUACAGUCAACAAAGUGGCUGUUUUGAUCAAAAGGUAAAAACAUCUUUACUCUUUUUCCCAUUAUCAUUUUGUCUUAUGUACAGUGGUUCAGUGUAUCAACCUUUGCUCAUUGUUGUACACAUGAAAUUGCCAAAAAUAUAAAGAGAAAUAAUGUAUGUUAUACAUGUUGUAUUUGGCUUUGGUCAAGUUUCCAACCAGAGUAUGAAUUUGCUUUAAAAUUUUGGCACUAGUUCUGAGAAGAGAAGAGAAGAGUUCAGGGCAUUAAUUUUUUUUCACCAGUGCAAAAUAAUGAAGUGCAACCAUUUCAUAAAAGUUCAGUGUAAUAUUCAUGUCAUGAACAGUGAAUGUGGUCUUUAUGCUUUCAAUCUGACAGAAUUAUAUUUUGUAAAUAAGUCAUCGUAGCACUUGCACAUAUGUUUUACCUACGGUGCUUCUAGUUGCACUUAAUACAAAGUGAUAGGAAUAGAUAUUGUUUGUACAUUAAUAGAUGUGUACCAUGAUUGCCUUGAGAAUGUUAGGUUGUCUAUGUACAUUGUAUAUUGCUUAAAUAAUACCAUUGAUUGUCUGUGUUGAAAACUUGCCUUGAUGAAUGUAGAAGUAGAUGUAGAGAGUAGAUGCUUGUCAGAAUAGACAUAGAAUGUUGAACUAAUGGACUGUAUAUAGUAUAUUUAUAAAUCAUAGAAAAUGUACUUUUCAUUACUGUAACAGCUACAAUACGGUAUCAAAAUGGUAUAAUUAGCCAGUGAUGAAGGUCUAAUCCACCUGGCUUUAGUAUAUGGAGAUAGUGUUAUUCACAGGCUCCAUAAACACCAUUAUAAUCUUAAACAUCGAGGUUUUAGGCUUUGGCUGUUGGAAAUUCAGGAGUAUCUUUGUCUUGGCACUUCCUGGUAUACUUCCUGUUAAAUGUUCUGCUGAACUUUUUGUGAUAAUGUACAGUGGACUAUUAGUGGUUUGUGUUAAUGUGGCAAUGUUAGUGUCUACUGUAUAAGGCUGAGGUUGUAUGUUAUCCCAAAUGUUUUGUUAGAGCAAAAUACAUGUAUAGUAUUAGUUAUUUUGUCAGUGUUGGUGAAGUACUUUCAUUUUCCCCCAAUAUAAUUGAUAACCAGGAUGAGGGGGUUCGGCAAAUUAUUCUUCUUUUCGAUCUCUUAUGAGGGGAAAAUGACAUUAACUUCCUCAUUAAAACACUUCAUGCUGUGUGUUGUCAAUCUUCACUCUAAUGGUCAGCAA
Molecule: messenger RNA, 3058 nt
Organism: Lingula anatina
Lineage: Eukaryota; Metazoa; Brachiopoda; Lingulata; Lingulida; Lingulidae
Product: EH domain-containing protein 3
Biological process (GO): endosomal transport; endocytosis
Cellular component (GO): cytoplasm; plasma membrane
Molecular function (GO): calcium ion binding; GTP binding; protein binding
Source: RefSeq, a predicted model, not a curated record